This is a messenger RNA of Cydia strobilella, 579 nucleotides long. RefSeq lists its product as uncharacterized. Lineage: Eukaryota; Metazoa; Arthropoda; Insecta; Lepidoptera; Tortricidae. The record is from RefSeq and is a predicted model, not a curated record. The coding region runs from base 147 to 542 and encodes 131 amino acids. The transcript is spliced from 4 exons.
UGUUGCAAUCGGCACUUCGGGUGGUCAUUUUCACCAGCAUAUUUUGCCUAUGUUCAAGUGUAAUAGAUAAGAUAAUUGGUCCAGGGGUCUUCAAAUUCCAGUCAUUUAAACACUGUGACCCACCAGCAACAGAAGUCGAUUUGUGGAUGACGCAGAGAAAAUUUAACAGGACCACUAAUGUUAUAGAUUUGACAUUGUCUACACCGUGGCCACUUAGUGAUGACAUCGUACUGGAGAUAAAGACUGCGACCAAGAAAGACGGCGGAUACAAACCCGGCUCCUUCUACAUGAAAGGUCCAUUCUGCAAAACGCUACAAUCACUUACCGGAGAUUUGUUCAAUGCGAUUUUGAAUGCUACAGGGGUUGAGGAGUGCCCCAUACCAGGUGAUGUAAAAGUGGACGACUUCUACGUGGACAGUGAAAAACUAAACGAUCAAAUGCUGUACGGGGACUACAGAGUCGAACUGUUCUUUUUUGUCGACAGUCAAACGAAAGGAUGCUAUCUCAUGUACAUGCAAUUGAUGUCUGAAGAAGACGAAUAAGUUUUUCAAUAAAAUAAUAUUCUAAAGUCAUGUUUAU